AUGAUCCUGACGAGCAGCGACAUCGGAACGGAGCCCCGUGAAGUCGAGGAAAACUUAACCGAGAACUUCAAAAGAGCAAUGAAUUGGGGCGCUGUACUCCUCAUCGACGAGGCCGAUGUAUUUAUGGAGCGUCGUUCCACGUCUGACUUAACCCGUAACAGCUUGGUUGCUGGGUCAUUUGAUGAUGCAUUCAUUUCUCGUAUUCACAUUCAACUGUACUACCCAGACUUCAGUGACGACGAGCGACAAAAAGUGUGGAAAACGUUCAUUGAUAAGCUUGCCCGAGAGAAGGGCGAAACAAUGCGCCUGACUAUGGACGCUAAGGAGUACAUUGAAUCAACGAGGAAGCAGGGUCUCAAGUGGAACGGCAGAGAAAUUCGAAAUGGUCAGUAG
Colletotrichum chrysophilum is the source of this 393-nucleotide messenger RNA. RefSeq lists its product as uncharacterized. NCBI's taxonomy places the organism in Eukaryota, Fungi, Ascomycota, Sordariomycetes, Glomerellales, Glomerellaceae. The transcript is spliced from 2 exons. The coding region runs from base 1 to 393 and encodes 130 amino acids. The record is from RefSeq and is a predicted model, not a curated record.